AUGCUGUUUGCGGAUGAUUUUGUCGGUAUGUCGGACACCCCUGAGGGACUGCAACUGCAAAUUGACGCGGAGGAGAAGUUAACUGAUAAGUGGAGAUUGUCUGCGAACGUUCAGAAGAGUGCCGUCACGGUAUGCAACGAGAACAAGGAGGAACCAGUAGAACAUAGAUGGAAGUGGGGGAUCGAGGAGAUUGCAGUAGUGGACCAGU
Molecule: messenger RNA, 208 nt
Organism: Ectocarpus sp. CCAP 1310/34
Lineage: Eukaryota; Phaeophyceae; Ectocarpales; Ectocarpaceae
Source: the annotation of a GenBank genome assembly